Molecule: messenger RNA, 1615 nt
Organism: Lampris incognitus (smalleye Pacific opah)
Lineage: Eukaryota; Metazoa; Chordata; Actinopteri; Lampriformes; Lampridae
Gene: ndufaf6
Product: NADH:ubiquinone oxidoreductase complex assembly factor 6
Exons: 10
Coding region: 268-1086 (272 amino acids)
Biological process (GO): biosynthetic process; mitochondrial respiratory chain complex I assembly
Cellular component (GO): mitochondrion
Source: RefSeq, a predicted model, not a curated record
UGAAAUUUCAUGCGUAUCAUUCUUACUCGGCGGUCAUCCUUUGCUUUGCAAUGCAUCCGUUUUCUCUCUUUUUUAACAGUUUUACAAAGAUCAAGCGGAACUUGGAAACCGAGUGGAGGAACGUAAUUGGUGUGGCACAGAGUAAGGGUGAAAGUUGAAGGAAAGAUACCACCGCAUAAUGUUUGUCUCCAAAGACCCGCUGAAAUACAGAGUCUGAGAACGGCAGCAAACUCAGCCGCGGAUUCACAACACAAUGAGAAAUACUGUAUGGAAAUUGUGAGGUCGAGAGACUAUGACGGGUUUGUGUGCUCUCUCCUCCUACCUGAGGAGGCCAGGCGCUCCUCCUUGGCGCUUAGAGCCCUCAACGUGGAGCUGGCUCAGGUGAAGGACUCAGUUUCCCAGAAGACCAUUGGACUAAUGCGAAUGCAGUUCUGGAAGACAGCCAUUGGGGAGAUCUAUCGAGAUGAGCCUCCGAUGCAGCCAGUCAGCACAGAGCUCUGGAAGGCGGUGAGGGAACACUACCUGACAAAGAGAUGGUUACUGAGGAUCAUAGAAGAGAGAGAGAAGGACUUAGAUGACAGAGCCUACAGGAACCUACAGGAGCUGGAAGCCUACUCAGAAAACACACAGUCCUCCUUACUCUACCUGUUACUGGAGUGUUUAGGUGUGAAGGAUGUACAUGCAGACCAUGCGGCGAGCCAUAUCGGUAAGGCCAAUGGCAUUGUGACGUGUCUGCGAGCCACUCCAUACCACAGCAGCAGGCGCAAGGUUUACCUGCCCAUGGACAUCUGUAUGCUGCACGGAGCAUCACAAGAAGAUUUCAUCCGGGGGAGCCGGGAAAAGAAUGUGCGAGAUGUCGUGUAUGACAUUGCCAGUCAAGCCCAUGUGCACCUACAACAUGCACGUUCAUUCAGCAAGGACGUCCCAGUGGCUGCCACACCAGCUUUUCUCCAAACGGUGGUGUUGGAGGACUACCUCCAGAGAGUGAGGAAGGUGGACUUCGAUGUGUUUCACCCAAGCCUGCAAAACAGAAACCCCCUCCUCCCCAUCCAGCUGUACCUCCGCUCCUGGAAGAGGAGCUACUGAUGACAGCAAAGUCUCCCUCUGCUCCCUUAUUUCAGUUCACACAAAGGAUCCCAAGGCUACAGCCUUCAAGUUCAGAGAGAUGAAUCCUCCUCAAACCUUGCCUUAACAUUGGGUCCCCGAAGGAAUACAGGCUUGUUUUGGAGCGCUGCACUGCUGCUGAAGUCAUAAAGAAAAAAAGAAAUGAGGUGAAGGGACCGGUGAUGUCAACUGUGAUAUUGACUGUCAGCCAGUGACUGCCUUGAGUGUGUGCUGACAUGGUGGGGUGACUUAUCUGAGAGAACAGAGGUUUCCCACGGCAUAAGAAUCAUGUUGUACCCGUACUGAACCUACCACAGCUAUGGUGCAGUAUCACGUCUCUGCAGUUAUCCAUUAGAAUAUGGCAUCUGCGUACAUGUACUAAACCAAACUGCACAAAAUACCUUUAGGCAAUCAAAAAAAUACACACCAAUAAUAGAAGUCAAUAGUUGUAAAGUGAUAAUCAAACUGCCAAUAUAGUUAUUAAACUAAUGUGAAGUAAACUCAUUUUGUA